AUGGCAUCUCUGGGAUUAUCAAAAGUCUUUAUUUUGGAUAAAUAUUUUACGGAGCUGCAGAAAUUUUGGGAGACGGAGAAGAAGUUGCAAGAUGCAUCAUCGACACCGGAGGCCGUUCACCUGCAACAACGUCUCAAAAGUUUGAGUUCCGAACUUGUCACGCUGCGAAAAAGUCUCGAUCAACAACCGCCGCCCGCCAAUGUGCUUUCUAUGAGCAACAAUCAAACGCCACAUCACAACAACAACAACAACAAUACUCUGAAUUCGAACAAUUUGAAUCAUAAUAACAAUAAAACCAACAGUGCCAAUAAUAAUAACAAUAAGCGCAACAAUCACGAGUACAUCAAUCCGCACUUGGAAUUUAUUGAUGCGCUGCACAAAUUGGGUCCCACACUGAACGCGAAACUGUCCAAAAGUUCAAAAUCUGUUAAUUCGGAGAACAUUAACACUCUUAAUGCCAACAACUUAAACGAUGAGACUGUAGUACCAAAUAGUAAUAAUAAUAGCACUAAUCAUACGAAUAAUGGGCCGCAAUUCAAGCAAAACAAGCAAUCGCCAUACAUUACAGGUGUAAAUAACGGCAGCAACAAUGACACGUACGAGCAUAUGGAAUUGCAGGCACCCCCGAUGCCAUUUGUCCUCACGAAUGAAGAUGCCUACGGCAUUGAGGACUUUAUACAUUUACCAGGGCCCUUGACGGAGGAUGCAGUAGUGCGUGUUUUGCACACGCGUUUCAAGGAAAAUAAAUAUUUUACAAAUAUUGGUCCAAUUCUUCUUGCCCUCAAUCCGUACACAGAUGUUGGUAAUCCCCUAACUCUGUCGUCGACGCGAAAUGUCCCGCUCGCUCCCCAGUUGGAACAAGUUGUGCAAGAUGCCGUAAGACAACAAGCUGAAACCGGCUAUCCACAAGCAAUAAUUCUCUCGGGAUCAUCCGGUUCUGGAAAAACGCAAUGUUCGAUGUUGCUGUUGAGGCAAUUGUUCGCCAUCGCAGGAGGGGGUCAAGAAACGGAUGCUUUUAAACAUUUGGCUGCUGCUUUCACCGUACUACGAUCCUUGGGAUCCGCUAAAACGACAGAAAAUUCAGAGUCGAGUCGUAUUGGUCAAUUCAUCGAAGUACAAGUAACAGACAUGGCUCUCUACCGUACAAAAAUCCAUUGUUACUUCUUGGAUCAGACGCGUGUCACGCGCCCGCUGCCCAACGAGAAAAACUACCACAUUUUCUACCAAAUGUUGGCUGGAUUGACACACGAAGAGCGCAUUCGUCUCCAUCUCACGGGCUACACCUUCAAAAGUUUCAAUUAUUUGCGCGAUGGCGACACGUAUUGCGACAUCAAGGAAGACGCCGCGCGAUUUCAAGCAUGGAAAACGUGUUUGGGCAUCUUGGGCAUUCCCUUUUUGGAUGUCGUACGUGUCCUGGCUGCCAUAUUAAUUUUAGGAAAUGUUCGUUUUGUCGACGGGCAAGAAGGCGAAGUGAAAGUUGACGGCGAAACAGAAUUGAAUUCGGUUGCGACACUUUUGGGCAUUUCAGCAACGGCACUUUUCCAUGGAUUGACGACAAAAACGCACAAUGCACGCGGGCAAUUGAUCAAAAGUAUUUGCGAUGCCAAUAUGUCGAACAUGACGAGAGAUUCGUUGGCAAAAGCUUUGUAUUGUCGGACUGUUGCUACGAUUGUGAGACGUGCAAAUAGCUUAAAAAGCCGCUUGGGAUCCACUUUGGGUACCUUGAGCUCCGAUUCUGACAAAUCAAAUGAGUCUGUUCACAAUCAACUGGAGAUCGCAAGUCAACAUGCAAGUGUCCUCAGUGGUAAAGCAGGCUCCAAAUCGAUGACGGCGUUGAAUAAUUUGGUCAAACAUGCCACAACUGACGGAUUUAUCGGAAUUCUCGAUAUGUUUGGAUUUGAAGAGCCCCGUCCCGCACAACUCGAGCAUUUGUGCAUUAAUUUGACAGCGGAAACGAUGCAGCACUUUUACAACACUCACAUUUUCAAGAGCUCCGUCGAGUCAUGUCGCGACGAAGGCAUUUUAUGCGACGCUGAAGUCGAUUAUGUCGACAAUGUGCCAUGUAUUGACCUCAUUUCGUCUCUUCGUACGGGUUUGCUCAGCAUGCUCGAUGCGGAAUGUGUCACGCGCGGUAAUGCCGAAACGUAUGUCGCUAAAAUUAAGGUGCAACACAAAAAUGCCGAACGUUUGGAGCAUCAUCACACAAGCGAUACCUUCGAUCCACGUACUUUUGUCAUUCAUCAUUUUGCGGCGCGCAUCGAAUACGAUGCCACACACUUUUUGGACACGAAUCGCGACAUAAUUUCCGACGAUUUGGUCUCCGUUUUCUACAAACACACGUGCAAUUUUGGCUUUGCCACGCAUUUAUUCGGCACGGAGCUAAAAGCUUUGUACACGCAAGACUUGGUACCGCGUGGUUUGAGUUUCCGCAUUGCCCCGACAUCGCAUACAGACUUGCUAAAUGGCAGUGAACCCAUUUCCACGUUGACCCAGGACUUCCAUACACGUCUGGAUAAUCUCUUACGUACUUUGGUGCAUGCUCGUCCUCAUUUCGUGCGAUGCAUAAAAUGUAAUUCGCAGGAAACGGCGAAUAAAUUUGACCGUGGAACGAUUGUCAAGCAAGUGCGGGCCUUGCAAGUGUUGGAAACGGUGAAUCUCAUGUCGAAUGGAUUCCCGCAUCGGAUGCGGUUCAAGCAGUUUGUGUCGCGUUAUCGGAUGCUUGCGCCAUUCCGCAUGUUGAAACGGUGCGAGGAGAAGGCUUUGGAUGAUUGCAAGUUGAUUCUUGACUACGCGAUUGAGAUUCAGCCGACGCAUGAUUGUGUCCUUGCUUGGGCUCCCGGGAAGCGUCACAUUUUCUUGAGUGAAGCCAUUCGUCAGCAUUUGGAAAAGUUGAGGACAGACACGAGAAUUCGCAGUGCCACACUCAUUCAAGCGACGUGUCGUGGAUUUUUGCUACGAAAACGCUUCAAUUUGCGGCGUAAUCGACCAACGCUUUUGUCGUCAAAUACUCUUGCCAAGCGGAAUAAUGUGAAUCGUCAAUCAUAUCCGUUCCACAACAACACAGCUCCUCCAACAAGACCCCGUCCGCAACCAAUUACGGGCACACCUCCUCCAAUCGAGAACGAGAAAAUGGAUGCAAAAGUCAUUCAACAAACUUGCACCUUAUUUGGACUCGAUUUGGAACGCCCUCCUCCAGUCCCCAAAUCCCGUUCGUACACCGUAGCUGGCAACACAAAGCUCGGCUAUCCCCAAAUACGUGCCAUGAAAAUGAAUUUUCCCGAAAAUCCCGAGCAAGGAGGCGAACAACUACUCAAAGGAGAAAAAGUUCAAGUGACCGGAGCCUCGCAUCGUCGCGGGCAUUUGGUUGUCGAGCACAAAGGCUUCCAAUUUCACGUGCCUUUCCAAUAUAUGGAGUUGCUAAGUAACACAAACGGAAGUAUUCACGAUCAGUUUGGAUCGACAGACAAUAUUUAA
Culicoides brevitarsis is the source of this 3474-nucleotide messenger RNA. It is a transcript of the gene dachs, whose product is annotated as myosin-G heavy chain. Gene Ontology annotation, biological process: actin filament organization; vesicle transport along actin filament. Gene Ontology annotation, molecular function: cytoskeletal motor activity; ATP binding; actin filament binding. The record is from RefSeq and is a predicted model, not a curated record. Gene Ontology annotation, cellular component: vesicle; myosin complex; actin cytoskeleton. The transcript is spliced from 9 exons. The coding region runs from base 1 to 3474 and encodes 1157 amino acids. NCBI's taxonomy places the organism in Eukaryota, Metazoa, Arthropoda, Insecta, Diptera, Ceratopogonidae.